AUGGAUUUAAACAUAAUAGAAAAUAAUCAUAAAAAGUCACACUCCUCAUCCUCACUAUCUGAUGAUAAAAUGAACUCAUCUGCUUCAACCACUUCGUCUUCAAUUAUCACAUCUUCAUCGUCAACAACAAAUACAAAUAAUUCUGACCUUAACAAUAAUCGUAUCAAUAGUCAUAAUUAUUACCAAUAUCAACAGCACCACAACUUCCUCAAAAGCUAUCCACCACCUGCAUUAACAUCUUUACCACUAGACAUCCCAUUGCAAAUCAAAGAAGUGGCACCAGGCGAUACAUCCUUCAGUUCAACUGAUACAUCGUCUAUCGAAGAUAUUAAUGCUCGCAAUAAUCAUUUUGCUAUGAUAUUUAAUAAUUCACAGUUGAAAAGAAAACAAUCAGAACACCAUACACUUAGCCAACCACCUCCUAUAUUGUUAUCUCCUGUCAGGGAAAACGAAGAACUAAGAUAUAAGAAGAUCGACUCUCCGAUGUCUGACGAGUUUUUCUUUCAGGACAAUUUUACCCUGGAUUUCAAGUUCCAGUAUCAACAGAGUAUCAUUGAAUUUUUGAAUUACAUCAUUGGCAAAUACAAAGAAAUGGAGAAUAGUAUCAGGAACUAUCAGCAUUGGUGGAACGUCUAUACUUUCAAACGUCAAACUUUAGAUAAUUUGAUUGAAAUCUGCAAUGGAUUUAAACUCAUGAUUGUUAGUAUUCUAAAACAAUUAAGCAUAAAUAGUGGGAUCAUAAAAGGAAACAGUAGCAACAAUAUCAAUCCCAAAACAAGAUUCCAUAAUGAUGACGAUUUGAUUAAUUAUAAUGUUUUCCAAUUUGUUUACAACUGUUCUAUUGAAAACAUCAACAUUGGCCACUUGAUCAAUACAUCCUUGUUUUCGAAUGCUUUCAAGUUCAACUUGUUGAGCUACUAUUACAAAUUGAAUUAUUUGUUGAUUAAUGUCAAGGAUCAGAAGAACUGGUUGGUUAUCCCAAUGGAGAUUUGGUACAAGUUGCCUUCAUUCAUCAAAAUCAUCAAUGAUAACUUAAUGAAGAUCAAUAAACCCAUGACAAAAGACUUGGAAAUAACAUUGGUAAAAUUAAAUUCCAUCACAACAAAGUUUCCUAUUGUGGAUAACUUGAAGAAAACUGAUCCAAUCAAUUCGUGGUCCGAUUUUGAAAAGAUUAACCUGUUGAUAACUAGUAAAUUCCCCGACUAUGUGCUGUUGAAUUCCACACAACAGUUUUCAGACUUUAUACCCCGACCAUUAUCUACUGCAAAUGAUAUCAAGAUUAUUCAUAUGAAGAAAGUGGUCAAUCCACCAAGAAAAGUAGAAAGUUCACCAUCAACUAAUAAUAAUAACAAUAAUAAUAGUAAUACUAAUACCACUGCUAACAAGAGCAAUAAUAAUAACAGCAGCAAUCCAACCACAUUAGGACGAGCAUCAUCUUUGAAGAGGUCAUUGAGCAAGAUUGUCAAACGAAGUUUAUCUACCAAUGAUGCCAAGGAACGAUGCGAGAAUCCAAAUGAAAGCCCAAUUGUGAAGUUGGAAACAAAUACUCCUAAACAAAACCCACCUCAGAGACACCAAUCGUUGCAAGAGCAUCUCAGACGUCUGAAGCUGGUAAAAACACCUAAACGAGAAGAUUUGGUGUUGACAAAUAAACAGCAUCCACCGUUGCCUAAUGCUGUUCCUCAAGUGACACAAUCACAACAACCAAGUAUCCGACCAACUAUUGAACGAUACAGGUCCAUCAAUGGUAAAGCAAGCACAAUCAAGAAGGUUGAUAAUUCGGCAAUCCAGUACCAAUUGGAUUGUUUGGUUCAGUUCCGUAAAAGACUCUUUCAGAUUGGUCCACAAUUAUUAGAAUUUUUGCAUUUGCAAUUGAACUAUUGUAAAUCAUGGGAAGCAUUGAUUGAACAAAGAGAACUAAUUAACAAUAAUGGCAAUGAUCCUUACAUCAAAUCGAUCUAUCAGUCGUUCCAUGAAAAGUUGUUGAACCAAAUCGAGUUCACCAAGCUGACAAUAAUAUUACACAUUGCUGAUAGAUUGAUAAUACCAAUUGACGAGUGUUUAAAGUUGUGUGACCAAGGAAAGGGAGAUCCAAUCAACGUCAACAAGUUUAUGGAGUUGAUUGUUGCGCAGUAUAACAAGUUGUAUUGCCAAUGGUUGGAAGGAAUCAUUGGACCAAGAAGUAUUAAAGAGUAUCAAGAUUUAUGCAGCAAGAUUGGCAAGACCAAUGGUGAAGACAUUAUCCAAUACUAUGACCAGUUGACUAAGUUGAAAAGUUUGGUGAUGUAA
Messenger RNA from Candida tropicalis MYA-3404, 2289 nucleotides. It is a transcript of the gene FAV1, whose product is annotated as Fav1p. Bases 1 to 2289 code for a protein of 762 amino acids. Lineage: Eukaryota; Fungi; Ascomycota; Pichiomycetes; Serinales; Debaryomycetaceae. The transcript has a single exon. The record is from RefSeq and is a predicted model, not a curated record.